Messenger RNA from Staurois parvus, 324 nucleotides. NCBI's taxonomy places the organism in Eukaryota, Metazoa, Chordata, Amphibia, Anura, Ranidae. The record is from the annotation of a GenBank genome assembly.
CCCAUCUGUCUUUUCACCCCCAAAUCCAAUCCCUGCUAUCCCCUCUUCAGUCUAUCAUGAAUGCUGCUGCCAGACUCAUCCACCUUACAACUGUUCUGUAUCUGCCACCCCUCUCUGCCAAUCCCUCCACUGGCCUCCACUCAGUGUCCUCCAUCCCUCUCUCAUCCCUCCACUGACGUCCACUCAGUGUCCUCCAUCCCUCUCUGCCAAUCCCUCCACUGACCUCCACUCACUGUCCUCCACCCCUCUCUGCCAAUCCCUCCACUGACCUCCACUCAGUGUCCUCCAUCCCUCUCUGCCAAUCCCUCCACUGACGUCCACUCA